This is a messenger RNA of Mytilus trossulus (common blue mussel), 2419 nucleotides long. RefSeq lists its product as uncharacterized. The record is from RefSeq and is a predicted model, not a curated record. The transcript is spliced from 7 exons. NCBI's taxonomy places the organism in Eukaryota, Metazoa, Mollusca, Bivalvia, Mytilida, Mytilidae. The coding region runs from base 82 to 1935 and encodes 617 amino acids.
UCAACAGAUACCUAGAUAUUAUUUGUAAGGUCAAAACAUUUUAAUGGCUUUACAUGUAAUCGCUUAAAACUGGAUUAUAAAAUGUAUGGAAAAAGUAGUAAAAAUUUACCUUUGGGUGCUUCAGGAUUUUAUGAUUAUCCGAAAGAAAAUUCAAUACCUUAUAAUAAUGACAGGCUUGAUGAUGCAGUUAGUUUGGAUUAUUCCCAAGCCCUAAGUGGAUUUCAAAGAUCAGAUUUUGUAGCAAGUGGUGACUACGCUAGCAGAAUUGAACGAAGCUCUGACAGGCGACAUGAUAUCGACUCUCGUGAAACAAGUGGUGACUAUGCUACAAGAAUCGGAAGUUUUACUCAAAACCUUACAAGUACACCAGAUCUUCCCGUUCGCAGAAAUAGUGGAGCAUAUGCUCAACGUAUUGGAAAUUCAUAUGGUAAUGAAAAGGAAAUAUCGCAUAAGGAUCAAAGAUUUCAUAACAAGGGGAUGGACAAUAUUGGACGAACUAUGCAUAGUGUAAUAUCUCAUAAGGAUCAGAGAUUUCAUGAUAUAGGGAUGGACAAACGAACUAUGCACAGUGAGCGUGUCUAUGAAAACCAACUUUUUAAAGAUAAAUAUGGAAAUAUCUAUCCACCACCUAUUUUGGAAGACGAUGUCGGCCUGCAAGGUCUAGAAAGUCCUCGAUCAAUACUUGAAACAGCAAGGUCAUUUCCGGUAGGAUUUGAAGCGUCAGAUAUGUCAAGAAGUGGUCCAUUUAUUUCUCAACCUGGUGAAUCAACAGAUCAAGGAUCUUUUGAAAGACAUAAAACAUCAUCUCAAAGACAAAAAAAUAGGAGGAACUCUCCUCCAGAUGACCAUUUGGAGAGUGAAACACCCGCAUGGGCAAAUCGUCUUCUUACGAAGGAAUCUUCUUUAUUGUCAAAAUUCAGAAAUAUGAAAUCAGCAAUAAAUAAAUGGACUCUAAGACGUAUUUCUAAACCAAGAACAUCAUUCAUCAAAGGACAGGGCCCAAAAGUACUAAAUUUAUUUGAAAGAAUUGAAGAAUUGAGCUCUUCAAGUACGCAAGAUCUACUUCCUCGAAACCAGCGUAAAGAAAAAACAAAUAACAUCGCUUCAUGUUUUUGUGGAUUAUUUUUAAUGAUAAUAUUUGUGUUUCCUGUUAUUCCUGUGAUUGUGAUAUACACAGAUCCUUCCGAUUUCGCUCAAAUUGAAAUAACUAUUAAAUUUACUGGAUAUGUGGAUGCUAAUUUUGAUAUCAGAAUCAUGGAACAGGAUAUAUGUCGUCAGAUUGAUACAGCUUUUUUGUCAUACAGCAGUUUUUAUUCCUGUGACCUUAUUAAUAUCAAGAAUGGAUCUAUUACGGCAAAUGUUUACCUUCUGUUUCGUGUCUCAAAUAUACCAAACGAACAUGUCAUUGAAGAAACUAUUAACAAGUAUUUGACAAUUGUUCGAACAAUCAGGACAUAUGCAUACGAAAAAAACUCUACAAAAACAAUAAAAUACACAUUUGUUAAACAGAGACUUGUAGGUGAACUGCCUUAUACAAGAGGUCAAACAACAAUAGACCAAACUACUACUCCAAUAGUAUCGACAUCUACGACAAAAACUACUACUACAAUACCAUCUACAACUGCAAAAGCAACUAGUUCUACAUUACAAGUACAAACAACAGUAGAAGAUACAAGUACACCUGUUACAACUAGUUUAAAAACGGAAGCAAUGACAGAAAAAGAGACAACGACGAAGUCAGAUACUACAACUUCAAAUGUACAAAUAACAUCCAGAAAGUCGACAACAACUGAAGGACUUACAACGUUAACGACACACAGUACUAUAACACUACAAUCUAUCAAUCCAGAUAAUGUAACUUCAAGUGAACAAACAACUACAUCUACCAAUGGACAUACAACAACACAAACCCCAGAAAGUAGUACGACUUCAUAAUAGACUUUCAAUGAAUGAUUAAAAGAAAUGUACUGGUAACGUCAAUAGUGACGUGUUUAAAUUAUCAUUAUUUUUAGAAACGUUAUACCUAUUUAGAUGCUUCAUAAUAAAUUUAUUUAUACGUUACAAAAUAUACCUUCAAAGGUGGACCACUUUGAAUAGCUGAGGUAGAUGCAGAUUUGUAUGAACUUUUCAGGAAAUGUUAUACAGAUGCUUAUAGGUAUAGCCUCUACCAAACAUAAAAUAAUGUGUUCGGCAAGAGAGGCAUUUAUAAAUUCCAUCUCAUAUAUCUGAAAAUUACGAUGCAUGCACUUAUUUUAUAAAUGCAUGAACAAAUCGUUCUAAAUAGAGUGACAAACGCUAAGGAAGCAGAGAUAAUGUGAUGUCCUGGUGUACUGUCGUAUAUUCAUGGGAGAUGUCAAUUGUUAUUAUGUGGUUUAAUGUAGUAGUGUACUAUUAUAUUAUAAAUUUAUUUAUUUCUCAG